Paramecium tetraurelia is the source of this 1174-nucleotide messenger RNA. RefSeq lists its product as uncharacterized. Lineage: Eukaryota; Ciliophora; Oligohymenophorea; Peniculida; Parameciidae. The transcript is spliced from 2 exons. Gene Ontology annotation, molecular function: protein binding. The record is from RefSeq and is a predicted model, not a curated record.
AUGAGUACUCAGUGCAUCAAAGAGCAAAGCAACACGUAACCAAUUUCAAUUUUUGAUCCUUAAGAAGAAAAGAAGAUAGAACUGUAAAAGUUCAAAAAGAGUAAAGUGUGUGCUGAAUGCAAAUCUUGGAUAAUAAGACAAAAGUCAGUUGGAUGUGGAAUAUGUGAAGAUGUAUAUCAUCUGUCUUGUAUGAGACCUAAAUUGACACGGAAACCUAAAAAAUGGACAUGCACUCGUUGUCUUGAGUUAAAGAACACAUUUCCAGAUACAAAUGAAUUGGAAAUAGAUACUUUAUGUGGGCGAUGUUAAAAGCAUGUAUAGUGUGAUGAUGAGGAAUUUUGUUCUAAAUGUUCUAAAGUAUUUCAUAGCAAGUGUUAUGGCCCAAAAAAAGUAGCGCCUAUAUGUAUAUUCUGUGAGCAAUAAAAACCGCCAAAAAUAAAAUAAAAUAAAAAUUUGGUGCAAUUCCUACCGCUAAAAAUCUCAUUAAAAAACCAGAACUCUUUCAUUUUACCUUGUUGCAUCUACGACGACACUCUACGCGAAAGGUGUUUCAAUUCUAUUCAAUAUGCACUCUAUUGUCAAAAUAUUAGUUUCAAUGAUGAUCUAGUGUAUGACUCAGUCUAGAAACAAGAGAAUAAUGUGGCACUUGAAAAAUUGGAACCAUUGACAGGUAAGGAUCUUGAAGCUUUCAAAAAGUAUAAAUAAGUGACUAAGCAUGGUUAUUAUGCCCCUGUGAUAGUGGAAUACAAUACGGAUUAGGGAUUUUAUGUCAAGGCAGUUCAACCAAUAGCCAAUAAUACAUUGAUAUGCGAAUAUGCAGGGGAAGUGUUUCGAUUUGCAGAUCAAGUGUACAGCACAUCUGAUUCUAUGAUGAGUUUGCUUGAAACUAGUUUUGCAGCCACUUCUUUAGUGAUCAUACCACAAAAAUAUGGCAAUCUUGCAAAAUAUUUAUCGGGAAUUAAUAAUACAAAAAAAAAUAGUAAGAAAUAAUAAUAAAAUGUGAAAUCCUAAAGAUUUAAUGUGGAGGGCGAAUCAAGAGUGAUCUUGUAUGCUUGUCGAGAUAUCAGGACAGGGGAAGUGCUCUAUUAUGAUUAUAAUGAAGGUGGAUUCAAUUAUAAUACAAGAUUCUUUGUUUGAUUUAUUAUACUUUAAAGCAGAAAUAAUUUACGGCUUU